Messenger RNA from Zasmidium cellare ATCC 36951, 3474 nucleotides. RefSeq lists its product as uncharacterized. NCBI's taxonomy places the organism in Eukaryota, Fungi, Ascomycota, Dothideomycetes, Mycosphaerellales, Mycosphaerellaceae. Bases 1 to 3474 code for a protein of 1157 amino acids. Gene Ontology annotation, molecular function: GTPase activator activity; beta-tubulin binding. Gene Ontology annotation, biological process: microtubule cytoskeleton organization; tubulin complex assembly; post-chaperonin tubulin folding pathway. The record is from RefSeq and is a predicted model, not a curated record. The transcript is spliced from 3 exons.
AUGAAUACAAUUUCAUCGCACAUGGAGAACGCCGAUGAAGAAGACGACUUGAAGCUCAUCAAAGCCUCUGUUGGACUCUUGACCGACCUCGAACAUGAUCUUCCCCGCCUACUCUUCAAGCCUGGCCAACGACGAGCACACACGCGCGUCAAGAAACGCGAUCUGGACCGCGUCGUCAACCUCAUUGAGCCCUUCCAAGGCGAGCCUCAGCUUCUCGAUGCCAAGUUGAGAUUCGUUCUCCCUCCGAUUGUGGAUGCCUAUCUGGAGUUUCUGUCCCGGCCAAAUGCGCGAGAGAAGACUGAGCACAUCGAUCUGGAAACGGCGGUCCGGGGCCAGAAAGUGAUUGUUGGCUUUUUGAACAACGAGCCGAAGUAUCUGGAGCCUUUCCUGGAGGCUCUGGAGCGUACAGUGUCCAGCGAUGAUUCUCCGAAGACGGCGUGGAAGGUGCCAUAUGUUUUACUGCUUUGGCUCUCUCAUCUGCUGCUGACGCCGUUUGACUUGGAAUCCAUUUCGGACAAGCCUGCAUCUGUGAACAGCGACAAGGAUCGAAUAGCUUUCUCUCUCCUCCUGCCGCGCUUGGCGACUCGUAUCUUGAACAUUGGCCUCGCGUAUCUGGCAACUCCAACGAAGGCGCAAGAUGCAGCAGCGGCCAUGCUUGUCAGACUGUCCAUUCGGCCUGAUGUUCAAAAGCAUAAUCUCGCAGCUGCGCUUGUCCGGGAGCAACUCUCAACACUUUCCCAGAGUGCGUCUGAAAUGCCAGACAUGUACCAAAUGCUUGGAGGUCUUCGACUGGUCGCCGGCGUGGCAUCAUCUGCCGAGCUGAGUCACCUUGUCCCCGAUAUCUAUCGCACUUGUGAAAGGGCAUUCGAAGCAGACGACACCUCCAGCCUCUCGUCGAACGCUGUGGCAAAGAAGAUCAUCGUCAAGAUCUUCCGAAAUGUACCCAUCCUGGCUCUGCGGUCGGUGUCUUCGCAAGGUCCUUUACGAAGCUUCCUCGAAACGACAGAUGUGCUGGAAAAUGUUAUUGAUUAUCUGCUGCGGUCUGUUGGCGACAAAGAUACCCCAGUACGAUAUGCUGCGGCAAAGGCCCUCAGUCUGAUCAUCUUGGAACUUGACGCGGAGAUGGGGCAUGAAGUUGUGCAGGCUAUCAUUGACUCCUUCAAAGAGGACAUGCCAAGAUCUGCUCAAGCUAUCGACUUCACGACUGCCAAUCCUCUAAAAUGGCAUGGCUUGACGCUGGCAUUGGCUCAUGCUCUGUUCAAACGCUCUGCGUCGCCAAACCAACUGCCAGAUAUACUUGACGCUCUGAUCUCCGCACUUCAAUUCCAGCAACGGACUGCGACUGGCACUACUCUCGGCACCAACGUCCGAGAUGCCGCAAACUUCGGGAUCUGGUCAUUAUCACGCCGAUACACCACCUCUGAGCUGUCGCAGGUGAAGGCCAGCAGUCUGCAUUCCAGUAACCGAGCCGGCGCGGCGGAAAGUAUCAUACAUGUCCUUGCUGUCCAACUGAUCCUCUCGUCGUGUCUGGAUCCAGCUGGCAACAUACGUCGUGGAUCUUCUGCAGCUUUGCAAGAGCUGGUCGGUCGACAUCCAAACCAGGUCCAUGAAGGCAUCUCUCUAGUGCAGAUUGUCGACUAUCAAGCCGUUAGUCUACGCAAUCGAGCGAUGUUAGACGUUGCGAAAAAGGCGGCUGUCUUGCACUCCUUCUAUUGGGAAGCCCUGCUUGAGGGUCUAUUUGGGUGGCGAGGUCUAGGCUCUGCUGAUGUGCCCUCGCGGCAAAGCGCUGCGACAUCAAUUGCAAGGCUAGACGAAGUCGCACCGACGGACAUGAGUUCACAAGUGCUGGAGAGCGUGCUGCAGCAAAUCGAAGCAUGCCCGGCGAAAGAGGUCGAGAGCUUACAUGGACUUGCACUGGCACUUGCACUCAUUGCGAAAACCUCAAGUACAACGAGUGCAGUCUUGACCGGCUCACAACAGGUGGAUCUAUCUCAGCUACUCACCACACUGACCCGGCUCGAGUCUGCUUUAAGUGAUUUCUCCCCGAGAAUGCUUCGUUCUGAGUUCCCAGCGUCUCUGGCUCAGCUGACCACUGCACUUUGCGAUUCAUGUUUUGAAGCUUUCGAUCGCGACUUGCCUGCCUUGCAAACGCAGGCCGUACCGUGGCAGACGCUCGAUGCCAUCGCCGACAAGCUACUUUAUCGGCGAGAAGAGUGGAUCCUGCAAGUCGUUCCUGACCUUGUCAAGUCCAUAUUGCGACUGAGAAGGGCUGCAAGCCAGCCACUUGGCUGUCUUGGAGCUUCAGCUUUGGCUGAAAAAGUCUCUGUGGAAGGUGCAAAGAGCACUUUGCACAGCGUCGGCAGGGCGGUCGCCUUAGGGGCUCUUGCAUCCGUCUACGAUACUGCUGGACUCGUUGGCGCUAAGGCAGCAGGGUCAAUCGAGACUCUAUGUGGACUGAUGACAGUCAUGAAUGUGGACUGGCGGAUCAUAGGAGCACGAGCUCUCCAAUUGACCGUCAGCAGCGUUGGCGAUGCACAAACGGCUGACGAAACGAUCGUUGCUUCCAUCUGUGCCGCCAUCCACACUGGCCUGAAUGACUACACUGUCGACGAGCGAGGAGACAUCGGCUCCCUGGUCAGACUCCAAUCACUCUCAUGCGCCUCUGCCCUCCUAGCAUCGCCUACAUUCAAGCGUCAGGAGGCUGCUCUCCAGGUCAUCCAGGGUGACGUCUACCGCUUGUCGCUAGAGAAGCUCGACCGAGUACGUCUGCAGGCCGCUCAAUGCCGGCAGCGCUUCCUCGAUCUCAAGAGCGACCUUCCCAUGGUCGACGUGGCGAGCGUCUCUUCACUGGAACACUUCGAGGCCGCCCUGUCACCAUUAUCUUCACCUUCAACACCCGAGUGGACCCAUCGAGCCUUGCUAGAAGGCUGCAUCCUCUGCGCAGGGGUGGGCGCCGAGUCCCUCCUCAUCGCCUCCCGCGAAGCCCUCCUAAACUGCCUUCACACAAUGGACCUUCCUCUAUUGGAACACCUCCUAACCCUCUACACAAUCGUCAUGAAAACCCUCCUGCUCGAAACACCAAACACCCAACCAAGCCUCGAACUCCUCGCCUUCCUCCUCGACAUGCAGAUCCCCCAACGCCUCGCCACCUCACCAACAUUUAAAUGGCGCAACCUCCUCUCCGUGGUCCAGAAAUCCCACCACAAGUCCAACGACAUCGGCAAGAUCCUCGCGGCUGUGCAUGUCUAUAUUGGACUUGCGGAGAUUGAGAGUAUCCGGGAGGAGGUUCUGAAGAAGGUUGUGAGUAUGUUGAAGACGAAUCCUUAUCCCAGGGUGAGGAUCGCGCUGGCGGAAGCGCUGUGGAUGGUGACGGGGGAGGAGGCUUUGAAGAGGGUUGAUUGGGCGCUGCCGGUGGCGGGGAGUAGGGUGGUUUUGGAGGAGGUGCAAGGGAGGUGGAUUGGGACUGGGACGUGA